This is a messenger RNA of Quercus robur (English oak), 2103 nucleotides long. Its product is annotated as probable monogalactosyldiacylglycerol synthase, chloroplastic. Lineage: Eukaryota; Viridiplantae; Streptophyta; Magnoliopsida; Fagales; Fagaceae. The transcript is spliced from 8 exons. Gene Ontology annotation, biological process: glycolipid biosynthetic process. The record is from RefSeq and is a predicted model, not a curated record. Gene Ontology annotation, molecular function: hexosyltransferase activity. The coding region runs from base 422 to 2002 and encodes 526 amino acids.
UAGAGACCCAAAAGGACUCUUAAAAGACCAAAACACCAACCUUUGUGACCAAAAUUGAACCAAACCAAACCCAUAUCGAACCUAAACUCACUCUCUUCCAACUCUUCCUUGUUCUUUCCAAAGUACAAUUUUUUUUUUCUUUCCAAUUCUCAGAAUCUUCUCUCUCUUUCCCGAAAUCCUCUCUUUGUGGCCACAAACCACUGCCCCAGAUUUUCUCUCUCUCUCUCUCUCUCUCUCUCACUUGUCUCUGUUACAUACCUGAUUUUCAGUUUUACUUAUAUCCAUUAGCGAAAACCCAAUUUGUCGUUUUUGGAUGACAAAGACCAUCAUGGAUUAGUGGAUAGAUUAAUCUUAUAAAUAUAUAUUCAUUAUCACUUUCUUCUGCUAACUGAAAAGAAAAGGAAAAAAAAAAACGACAACCAUGCAUCACGGUUCCUCUGUGACCCAAGAAACCAGUCCUGUCUUCGAUUUCGUAUCUCAAUUGGGUCGGUUUUCCUUCAGUAGUACAAAGCUUAACAACUCAGAUGGCUGCUCUUCUUCUUUACUCUCCAACUUCGUCCACUUCGAUUCCCUUGCUUGUACUACUGCUUCAAAAAAGCGCAACGUGCGUGCCUCACUGAGUUUGGGCGGUAGAGGCGGUUCGGGUAUUCGGAGAAUUCUCAGUGACUUUAACAGAGCUAUAAAGUUCCAUUGUGAGAGAAUCCCAAUUGGGUUUGCUUCGGUUCGGGUUGGUUCGGGGGACAACAAUGGGAUUAGAGAAGAUGGGUGUGGUGUAUUGGAAGAUGAUGGGUUGGCUUUGAAUGGUGUGGCCGGAGAAACCCCCAAAAAAGUUUUGAUUUUGAUGAGUGACACUGGUGGGGGUCAUCGGGCUUCGGCUGAAGCUAUCAAGGCUGCGUUUCAUGAACAGUUUGGGGAUGAGUAUCAGGUGUUUGUUACUGAUUUAUGGACGGAUCAUACGCCUUGGCCAUUUAAUCAACUUCCUAGGAGCUAUAAUUUCUUGGUGAAACAUGGGACAUUGUGGAAAGUGACAUAUUAUGCAAGUACGCCACGUGUGGUGCAUCAAUCUAAUUUUGCUGCAACUUCAACAUUUAUAGCUCGAGAGGUUGCCAAAGGACUGAUGAAAUACCAACCAGAUAUUAUUAUCAGUGUACAUCCUCUGAUGCAACAUGUUCCACUUCGUAUCUUGAGGUCAAAGGGUCUUUUGAAGAAGAUUGUGUUCACCACAGUAGUGACAGAUCUAAGCACUUGCCAUCCUACAUGGUUUCAUAAACUUGUAACUAGAUGCUAUUGCCCAUCAACAGAGGUGGCAAAGAGGGCCUUAAAAGCUGGACUCCAGCCUUCCCAAAUUAAGGUUUAUGGACUUCCUGUGCGGCCUUCCUUCAUUAAGCCUGUUCGGCCAAAGUUUGAACUAAGAAGAGAUCUAGGAAUGGACGAGAAUCUUCCUGCUGUGUUGCUGAUGGGAGGAGGAGAAGGGAUGGGCCCUAUUGAGGCUACUGCUCGAGCACUUGGGGAUGCAUUAUAUGACGAGAAUCUUGGGGAACCUAUAGGCCAAGUGCUCGUGAUUUGCGGCCGCAACAAAAAGCUUGCCAGCAAAUUGCUUUCAAUUGAUUGGAAGGUUCCUGUCCAGGUGAAGGGGUUUGUCACCAAAAUGGAGGAAUGCAUGGGAGCUUGUGAUUGCAUCAUUACGAAGGCGGGGCCGGGGACUAUUGCAGAAGCCAUGAUUCAAGGCCUUCCCAUUAUUCUGAACGAUUUCAUUGCUGGCCAGGAGGUUGGAAAUGUGCCAUAUGUUGUUGAAAAUGGAUGUGGGAAAUUCUCUAAAUCUCCCAAAGAGAUAGCAAAAAUUGUUGCAGACUGGUUUGGUCCAAAAGCUGAUGAGCUGAAGGCCAUGUCGCAAAAUGCGUUGAAACUGGCUCGGCCUGAUGCUGUAUUCAAGAUUGUUAAUGAUCUUCACGAGCUUGUUAGACAAAGAAGUUUAAUACCCCAGUUUUCCUGUACAACUUGACUCAAUUACUCAAUUGCCUUGCCCCCAUCAAUUUUGGCACAUCUGUUUUUGACAAGGUCCACCAUUGGGCAAAUUAAGUGACAGUUUUCCUUUCCUUUUCA